CUAGAGGCUAAAUUCUGGGCCAAUAUACACAAGAUGUCAUUAUCGCAUAUUUUAAAAUCUACUUUACCCACAUAAGUCUCAGAACAAUCCGUUUAAUGCCAAAAAUUGGUCUUUGAAAUAUUUAAUCUCUCAAUGGAUACAGAUUCUCUCAACAACUCCCUACCAAACACCGGCAUAAGACCUGUGGACUCUGAAAUUGGCAGAUUGGCCGAAUAUGAUGAGGAUUUCCUCUCAAAAGUCAUCGCAAAGGCACUCCCCUCAAAUUACAACUUUGAGGUUCGCAAAUGUAUCGCAAAAAUACGGCAAAAGGAAGCUUCAUGUGUAGCCUUGCAGAUGCCCGAAGGACUUCUUCAUUGGGGCUGUGAAAUUAGUGAUAUACUUUUGUUCUUUUGUCCUUCACUUACUGAGGUUGUUAUAAUGGCAGAUGUGACAUAUGGAGCGUGUUGUAUCGACGAUCUUACAGCAGCUUGCCUAGGAUGUGACUUGGUUAUUCACUAUGGUCAUUCAUGUUUGAUACCGAUAAAUACAGUAACUUUAGAUUGUCUAUACGUUUUUGUUGAAAUUUCGUUUCCAGCGGAUAAGCUGGUAGAUUCCAUAAAGACAAAUUUUGAUGAAAACGAUCACCUUAUUAUGCUUGGAACGAUCCAAUAUUCUAAUGUUCUAAGGGAGACUGCCGCCAAGUUGGAUGCAGAUGAUUAUUUUAAGUACCAAGUAGAUAUUCCACAGGCAUUACCUUUGCUGCCAGGGGAAGUUUUGGGUUGCACAUCGCCAAAGAUCGACGUUGGGAAAAUUAGGAGGAAGAUUGCAAAUGGCUCAGUGGAAGCUGAAAAUGAUGCUUUAGCCGUUCCAAAUGCAACUGACAAGAUAAUAUUUAUAGCGGAUGGGAGGUUUCAUCUGGAAAGUACGCUCAUUCAGAAUCCAGGGAUACAACUUUUUCGGUUUGAUCCCUUCAGCAAGAUAUUUUCGGAGGAGUCAUACGACUUGGAGUGUCUACAAAACACAAGACAUGAUGCCAUAAUAAAUGCCAGGCGAUCACGCAAAAUUUGUAUCAUACUCAGUACUCUCGGAAGACAAGGAAACACCAAUAUUUUUAAAAAUAUUUCCGAUUUACUCACAGAGAACAAGAUAGACCAUUUUAAGCUUAUGCUCUCUGAGAUAACUCUUGAAAAACUCGAGUCUAUAGAUGCAGAUGCUUUCAUCCAGGUUGGAUGUCCUCGACUAUCCAUUGAUUGGGGGACAUCGUUUAAGAAGCCCAUAUUAAACCCAUAUGAGUCAUAUGUUGCAUUUGGAAAGGUAGAAUACAAGAGAGUUUACCCGAUGGAUUAUUACUCCAGGGCAGGAGGAGACUGGGCAAAUUAUCCUGCAAAUGCCAAGGCCACAGAUGCAGUGGACCCAAAGGAGAUGAUUCGACAAAGAUUAAUGCAGAGGUCAAUGAAUGCAAAACGUGUAGAGUACUCUAGUUAG
Messenger RNA from Theileria equi strain WA, 1464 nucleotides. Its product is annotated as diphthamide biosynthesis protein 2-related domain containing protein. The record is from RefSeq and is a predicted model, not a curated record. The coding region runs from base 133 to 1464 and encodes 443 amino acids. Gene Ontology annotation, biological process: protein histidyl modification to diphthamide. The transcript has 5 exons. Gene Ontology annotation, molecular function: 2-(3-amino-3-carboxypropyl)histidine synthase activity. NCBI's taxonomy places the organism in Eukaryota, Apicomplexa, Aconoidasida, Piroplasmida, Theileriidae.